This is a messenger RNA of Agelaius phoeniceus (red-winged blackbird), 591 nucleotides long. RefSeq names its product cysteine and glycine rich protein 3 (gene CSRP3). Gene Ontology annotation, molecular function: structural constituent of muscle; actinin binding. Lineage: Eukaryota; Metazoa; Chordata; Aves; Passeriformes; Icteridae. The record is from RefSeq and is a predicted model, not a curated record. Gene Ontology annotation, cellular component: cytoplasm; nucleus; Z disc. Gene Ontology annotation, biological process: cardiac muscle contraction; muscle tissue development; sarcomere organization.
AUGCCGAACUGGGGCGGAGGAGCCAAGUGUGGGGCCUGUGAAAAGACAGUGUACCAUGCUGAGGAAAUCCAGUGCAAUGGAAGGAGCUUCCACAAGUCAUGCUUCCUCUGCAUGGCUUGCAGGAAGGCUCUGGACAGCACUACAGUAGCAGCUCACGAAUCUGAAAUCUACUGCAAAACCUGUUAUGGGAGAAAAUACGGCCCCAAAGGGGUUGGCUUUGGCCAAGGGGCUGGAUGCCUCAGCACUGACACCGGAGACCACCUGGGCCUGAACCUGCAGCAGGGGUCACCAAAGCCUGCUCGCCCCUCAACACCAACUAAUGCUUCAAAGUUUGCCAAAAAGAUGGUAGAUGUGGAUAAAUGUCCCCGUUGUGGCAAAUCAGUGUAUGCUGCAGAGAAGAUCAUGGGAGGAGGAAAACCUUGGCACAAGACCUGCUUCCGCUGCGCCAUUUGUGGGAAGAGUUUAGAAUCCACGAACGUCACAGACAAGGAUGGAGAGCUCUACUGUAAAGUUUGCUAUGCGAAAAACUUCGGUCCCAAAGGAAUUGGGUUUGGUGGCCUCACUCAAGUGGAAAAGAAAGAGUGUGAAUGA